Messenger RNA from Malassezia globosa CBS 7966, 630 nucleotides. RefSeq lists its product as uncharacterized. Gene Ontology annotation, molecular function: SUMO-specific endopeptidase activity. The record is from RefSeq and is a predicted model, not a curated record. Gene Ontology annotation, cellular component: cytoplasm; nucleus. NCBI's taxonomy places the organism in Eukaryota, Fungi, Basidiomycota, Malasseziomycetes, Malasseziales, Malasseziaceae. The transcript has a single exon. Bases 1 to 630 code for a protein of 209 amino acids. Gene Ontology annotation, biological process: protein desumoylation; proteolysis.
AUGCGUCCGACUUCCGACACUGGAACAAGUCCUACCCCACCCGACAGCAACGUUGCUACUCACAUCGAAGUAGCGCCAAUUCAACUUGUCGAGAAAGACAGUAAUCACGCCGAUUUGGAGCGGCCGAACCCAUCACGCUCGUCCUCACCAACACAUUCAUUUCAAUCUGCUCCAAAGCAAAAUCAAGAAACGUAUGUAAUUGUGCUGGAUAGCCUAGGGAGUACACAUGGCCCUGUGAAAACUGCCCUUCGUGACUAUCUACGGCUCGAGGCUCAUGACAAAGGUAAAGUCGAUGCAGACGUGGAUAUAAAGCGUCUGGGUGAUCCUACUCAUAUUGAUGUCCGUGUGCCCGUGCAGUCGAAUUUCAGUGACUGUGGGGUAUAUUUGUUACACUACUUUGACCGUUUUUUUUCUCAGCCGGAGCAUUUUUUCGAGAUUGCGCUUUCAUCGAGACGCGGAUCUCGGACUUAUACCACGGUGCAUCAGGACUGGCGAAGUGAAGACGUGGACUCAAAGCGUGCUUGGUGGGCGUCCGUCAUUCAGGACCUGGCUCGUGAUUGGAUCCCCGAUCCUGAUCCACAUAUGGAACCGUGUGGAGAAGGCGAUAUAGAGGACGUUUGCCCCUUAUAA